AAAAUUUAUUUAAAAUAAACACCGGUAUAAUAAAUCAUAAUAAUCAUAUAGAACGUUACACUUUGCAUGUGUUUUUUGAUUGUCUCCUUGUUGCAAUUAAUAAAAAACAAACAACAUAGCAAAUUUACGUACGACAGUUCCAAUUUUGUGUUCAGUCAAUAAAGGCCUAGGGGGGAGUCAACACUGUAUCCGGAUAGAACGUCGUAUAAAUAAUAAAUAAAUAUGUUUAUUAUAUGUUAUGUUAAUCUUAUAUAUUAUUAUUAUCUGUUUACCAAGUACACUCUUAUAAAUGUAUCGCACAAUAAAAAAGCUCUAAAAAAAUUACGUACAUAUAAGACAAUAGUCAAAAGUGAGUAGGUAUGGUAGAAACUACAAAUGGAAAUGGUACGUUAGUAAGUAUUAAUAUGUAUUAAUACAUAAAUCUAGAAAUCUCUGUUAAUAAUGAAAACAACAAAUAACAUAUUUAAAAGUUACCUAGGUACCUAUCAAAGAGAUGUUACUAAUGGGUUACUUCCUCAACACGACAUUCAUGCCAUUUUAUUUUUGUAUAUAUAAUAUUUGCUUAUUGUAAAUUGUAAUAGUUUUAUCUGUACAGACUGUAAAUAUUUUUAUUUAAUAAAAGAAAAAGAGAUAAAAAGUUAUCUAGCACCAUAAAGCAUUAUGAUUUGAAUGCUACUAUUAAAUUUGUUGACAGUAAAUUUUGCUUAAAAUAUUCUCUUAACUUAUAUUUACCGAUCAAUAUUGUUUUGUUUCGAACAAUAUGUACAUCCGUCGGAAUUCUGUCCAAACCUGGUAACUCAUUUAGUGCCUAGGUAUAUUAUACCUUAUAAGUACAUCCUGUAUCUGUAUUAAAUUAAAACGAAUGACUAAGUAUGGAUAACCUUGAUCAUUGAUACCGUAAUCCAUAGUAGACGUGACGUAAUAAUCAAAUAGGUAGGACAAGUAGGUACAAUACUAUACAAUUUAUUGUUUUAACGACUUCUUAUUUCCAAUUACGUAGGCGCCGGUGCGCCAUACACGUAUUCAUCGAGUAUGAAAUGUUGAAAACUAUUUUCUUAGAUUCUAUCAAAAGUUAAAACUAAAAUGUGUAUAUCGGAGUUGUCCCGGAUGAAAAGUACAAAAAAUGGAAUAGUAACAUUGGUAGUGGUAAUAAAUUUGCAAGACGAGCUCGUUCCUUCAAAGAAGAUUUAUUGGAUAUUAUAUCAUCUGCAAUGCGAUCGCCUAGUCAUAGCGCCAUCAGUUCCAGAAGUGGUUCGCCAAAAAAUGGUUUGCCAAAGCAAAGACAUGCUUCAUCAGGAAGUAGUCCUAAACGGUCCCUUAAUGACAUCGACUUUCAUGUUAGACAAGUUCAGAUAGCCUUGAGACAUUUCCUUGAUGUAGUAACAAAAAAUAAAUUAGAAAUGUUACCUGGAAAUGGUACAGUAGUUUUAGAAACAGUAACAACAAUCUGUGGGGUGUUUAAAUCAUACGAUAUUAAUGAGCAAAGUUCCCUAGUCGUAUCUGCUUUAAAUCAAGUGUACCAAAGUGUAGCACAAUUGAUUAAGCUAUGUGAUGAUGUGCUUAUAUUUGGAGAAAAAGCAAUCAAUACAGAUAAUGUAUCAGAUAUACUGCGUUUGGUUGAGCUGGCUAUUCAGAAUUUGGUAUCAUUAACUAAUGACAAACUUAACCAUGGUGUACUUAAAACUGUGUACAAAGACGAGGAUUCAUUGAAACUUCCCGAUGAACUGAAGCAAAGGGUUUCAUUACCAGAUAUACCAUUAACACCGAGAGAAAGAGAAAUAUUAGAACAAACGAGUAAUCAUUCCUUUGAUACGGUUGACUGUAACCCUCCUUCAAAGCCACCUUUACCUGAUCGAUCAUGGUUGAAAAAGACUGACCAAAAUAAUUCUCCUCCUCCUUUGCCACCAAAACGUCGUACUGGGCAUAAUAACACCAAGCAUACCCUAUGCAAUUUAUCUUUAGAGCCGUUAAGUCUUUCUGAUAGGUCUUCAUCAAUAGGUUCGCUGGAUUCAAUUUUAAAUGAUGAUGAAGUUAACAUUGUUAUGUGCAAUGAUGAUAGUUCUUUUUUAACAAAUGAUGCCAACCAUGUAUGUGGCUAUUGUAACUGUUCUUCCAGUUCUGCUUCAGUAGACCAAUGCAAUGAAAAACGAAUAUCUCCAUUUUCCGAGUAUCCUCCUCAACAUACAAUGGUGGAAAAGAAAACUGCAUUUAUUCAUCAGGCAUCAAAUCAAGUUUGGACACAUUCUAAAUCCACAACUAUACAUCAAAUCACUAAUAGAACUGUUGUAUCAAACGAAAUUAAUUGUUCAGCAUCAAAUGAUGAAAUUCCACCACCAGUGCCAGAAAAAAAACGGAUAGUUAGGCAAAGGUUGAGGUCUACUUAUGAUAAUUUAUCUAUGGAUGAAAUGGCCACUCAAUAUAACUUCCAUAGAAAUAACAGUCAUUGUAGUAUUCAAGCUUUAACACAUACUGCAUCACUUGAUAACCCUGCAGUUGAUCCUUCAAAUCCACCACCUUUGCCAUUGAAAAAGAAACAUAUGUUUCAUUCGGUGGCCUAUUCUGUAAUGGCAUACAUGGAAAUGUUUGGCAAUUGUACGCAUGGGAAUACUACAGAAUUUCUACGUCAUUCUGUUCAUACAUACACAAUGCUUCAUCAAAGUAAUUGGCAUUCACCUCAAAAGUAUCAAAGUGAAAUCCAAAGUUAUAGUGUUGAAAAUUCUUGUCAACAAUAUUAUUUUACCAAUGACUCUGAUCCACCAGCAUUACCUCCUAAACGAGGUAAAAUAAUGACAUCUUCUUAUAGAGAACUGACACCACCUAAUUCUCCAAAUAAAGUAUACAUAACAGAAGUUAUAUCGACUCCAAUUCAAACCCAGUGUUUAGAAAUUCAGGAUAUUACACCAAGUACUACUGAACAACCUCUACAAACUGAUAUUAGUGAAGUUAACAUUAUGGAUGAUUUAAAUGUAUCUCAAUGGCUAGUAUUUAAAAAACCAGAAGAAGAUGGACCACUUGUUCGUGGCGGACAUGCAGAUGCUCUUGUAGUUCAUGCUACAAAUGCAGUUAAAAAUGAUUUCAUGUAUCAAGAAGCGUUUCUUACAACAUAUAGAACAUUUAUAUCACCUUUAGAGUUAAUUCAAAAACUAUGCAUGCGACACCAAAGGUUCCAGAACUCUGGUGAUUUGAAUAGGCAGAGAGCUGGCCGAGAAUCAUUUUCUCUAUUGGUUAGAGUAGUUAGUGAUUUAACUUUAACAGACUUAGAUAAUGAAGUGCUGCAAAUUCUUAUGAAAUUUGUAUAUCAAUUAUUAUGUGCUGGGGAUUUAACCAUGGCAAAAGCACUAAGAGUAAAACUUUUAGAAAGGUAUCAAGCGAAAUUGGUGCAUAAUACUUCAAUUAAUGCCUUGUUACCAUCUCAAAAUAUAUACACUCGUCAAGCCACUUUAUUAGACUAUAAGACAGAACUUAUUGCUGAACAAAUGACUAUGUUGGAUUCAGAACUGUUUAUGAAAAUUGAGAUACCUGAAGUUUUAAUUUGGGUUAAGGAACAAAAUGAAGAACGUAGUCCAAAUCUUACAGAAUUUACAGAACAUUUUAACAAAAUGUCAUACUGGGCGAGGUCACGCAUACUAGAACAAAAUGAAGCUAAAGAACGUGAACGCUAUGUUUUGAAGUUUAUCAAGAUAAUGAAAAGCUUAAGAAAAAUGAAUAAUUUUAAUUCAUAUUUAGCCCUUUUAUCUGCUUUAGAUAGUGCACCAAUAAGACGUUUAGAAUGGCAAAAAUAUAUAACUGAAGGAUUAAAAGAAUAUUGUGCACUGAUUGAUAGCUCAUCAAGUUUUAGAGCAUAUAGACAAGCUUUAGCUGACACAAAUCCUCCUUGCAUCCCUUACAUAGGACUAGUAUUACAAGAUUUAACAUUUGUACACAUCGGAAACAAUGAUUAUAUAUCAGACAAUAUAAUAAAUUUUUCAAAAAGAUGGCAACAGUUUAAUAUUGUUGAAAAUAUGAAGAGAUUUAAAAAAGGAUGCUACAAUUUCAAGAAACAUGAUCAUAUCAUUGCAUUUUUUAACAAUUUUGAUGAGUUUCUAUGUGAAGAAGCUAUGUGGCAAAUCAGUGAAGGCAUAAAGCCAAGAGGAAGUAAAAAAACUACAUGAAAGUAUAUUUAAUAAAAUAUAUUAAAUUUAUAUAGCAAAUGAUGUUCAAAGCAGUUGUAAGGAAUUUUUUGGUUUUUACAAUGAUUUUGUGUUUUUCCAAAUGAAAACAUAAUUGUCCACGGCAGUGAGACUCAUAUAGCCUCCUCGAUUAUCAAAUAUCUAUUGCAAAGUGAUAAAAUUAAUUUUUGUAAAUGUUCAGUAGUUUACGGAUGAUUUACCGUGAAAUUGUUAAUAUUUUAUAUAUUAGUUCUCCAACUUUUUCACAAUGACAAACAAAAUGCAUCUUAUACUGUACUACAAUUAACAAAAAUUGCAAUGUUCAGUAAAUUAUUCACAACAAUUUUAAUUUCCCCUAUGAAUUUAUGACUUACUUUAGUUGACUUUUCAAUUGAAUUUGUUCAUAAGUAUAAAUAUUUUAAAUAUUAAUGUAAGGUUAAAUCAGCCGUUUUUAAUUUUGAAUUUGUUAUUCACAAUUUUUAUAAGCACUUCAAAUUUGAAAAAUAACAUACACACUAUACUUACACCGUGCACCACGUUGAAUCAUUAUGUAAUCAUUGCUAUCAUAUUUGGAAAAAUAACAACAUGUAACUCCAUCAUAGUGAGUGAAAUGAAACAAACUCAUGUCCAUCCAAUCUGCUUUUAAAAUUAUUAUAUUUUUGGUAAAUUUGGAAUAUCUCAUUAAUUUGGGUACCUAAUAUAUACUUGUAUUAUUAUUAAAAUUAGAUCAAAUUUUAAAACUAACAAUUAACAAGGUCUUGAACAAGAUAGAUUUUAGUAAAUAUCUAGUCAUUUUUUUAAAAAAACUUUAUUUUAUUAAGCUAUGUUUUCUAGUUGAAAUUUUAUACAUGAUUUUUUUUAACUAUUAAUAUUAUUAUUAGAUAGUCUUAUUUUUAUUUAUGUAUAGUAAAGUUUAUUUAUUUAUUUUUAUUUUAUUCAAAAAUAUUGAAUAAAUUAUUACUAUGAAUAUUUAUUAAAUUCACUAAAUGUAUUUACAACAUAGUACUAUCAUUUGCAAUUGACAUAUUUAUUUUUUAUUUUUAUUUAUGUUUUAAUUGUUGAAUACAAUCUAGACCAGGGGACUUCAAUCUUUCUACCUAAUGCGGGCUAUAAGAUUGAGGGCCGCAUUCCUAAUAAAAACAUGUAUUGAUUUAUUAAAAAUACAUGUUAUGCUUAAAAUAUGUUAGUGAUCCUCAAAUAAAGA
Molecule: messenger RNA, 5352 nt
Organism: Myzus persicae (green peach aphid)
Lineage: Eukaryota; Metazoa; Arthropoda; Insecta; Hemiptera; Aphididae
Gene: C3G
Product: guanine nucleotide-releasing factor 2
Exons: 17
Coding region: 1212-4151 (979 amino acids)
Biological process (GO): positive regulation of GTPase activity; Ras protein signal transduction
Cellular component (GO): plasma membrane
Molecular function (GO): guanyl-nucleotide exchange factor activity
Source: RefSeq, a predicted model, not a curated record